Molecule: messenger RNA, 6812 nt
Organism: Homarus americanus (American lobster)
Lineage: Eukaryota; Metazoa; Arthropoda; Malacostraca; Decapoda; Nephropidae
Exons: 14
Coding region: 333-2570 (745 amino acids)
Source: RefSeq, a predicted model, not a curated record
UCAGACUCUCAGUGUGCUGCCAUAACUGACCGAGGAGGGUCUGUGCUCUGUUUCAGUGACGAGUGUUUCACUCCCGCGCAACUAUUGAGUGAAAAUUUGUGUUCAAAUUAUAUGAACGAUUCAGCUUUGUGAUACAGAGUUGUUGAGGAAACUUUGGUGUUACACCUGUGGGACGCGAGAUGUACUAUCGUGGACAAAAGUUCGCUCCCUCUAAAACUGAAGCAGUAUCGACCCCAAAUGAAACAAAACUGCACACCCGCACACAGUCAAGGAAAGUUAGUGUGACGGGUGGUGAACUCCUUAAUACACACACCCGCUGUUGAAGUGUCAAGAUGAGGUGGAAGUGGUGGUGGAUGGCAGUGGCAAUAGUCAGCCUGCUGACUGUGCCAUCAUCAACGUCAGCUAACGAGAGUUUAAAUGCCUUAGCCCUAGAGAGGGAGGUACUGGACUUGCUGACUCCUCUCAUUGGUGAUAUUGGCAUGGCUCUGCAGGGCUUUAUUGACAUUGGAAAGAUUGGCAUGGGGGUGGCCAAGUUCAUCGGCCUCAUUAGUGAACAAGUUUUUAAUGCUUCUGAAUUAGAAAUGAAUUUUGGCUCCUAUAUCCCUUCAGCAGAUCGAAAGAUACUUGCUAUGUUUGAGCUGCUCUCACGCCGCCUUGACCAGAUAGAGCAUGGGGUUCAUGGAAUUGCAAAUUCUCUAAGAGACUUGGCUGAUGGGAUGCAAGAAAUGGUCCGCUGGGAGAUUGCCCUCAACACAGUGGAGGAAUAUGCCAGGCCUAUCAACACACUCUACAAGCGAUUCCUUCUUUAUCAACAUCUCAAAGAUAAGGUGGAGGACCACACAUUAAUGGACUUUGCCAACACAGUAGUGUCUCAUGACACUCACUCUGUUAUGUCCUUGAUGGCUCAUCUCCACAGUAUGGCUGCACCUGAAUCAGCGGACCACACUACUUCUUCCUUACACUCAGGCUCUCGGUCUUAUACAGUCCUGAAUGAUCCCAAGGAUAUGUACAAGGUCUCCGAGAGAGUGACACGCAAAAUGAUUCUUCAGGAAAAAAUGUUGAGGGAUAGUAAAGGAUUGCCAAAUAAACCUGAGAGUAUCUUCCUUAGACCAAGCUUAUUUGUCAUGCUCCAUGACGUUCUAGAAAAGUCUGAUCGGUGUUCACUUAAUCAGUCCCCCCAGCAGCUGAUAAAUGGUCUCUUUGUGCUACUCUCACUCACUGAAGCUCGGGGAUAUGCAAUGUUGGAAUUUUCUUGGAUGCUUCUCAGAGUUUAUAAUGAAGGUAAUUUUACAGUGGAGCAAGAAGUAUCAGAAAGACUGUUUCUACAAUAUUCAGAAGACAUAAUGAGAGAGGCCAAGGCAGUGCUGCUCCAUGAAUCACGGGAGUUCUACAAGUGUGAUCCACGGGAGCAUGUUGAGGGUGAAACAUAUGUACAGAUAACAGAACUUAUGCAGGGUUAUAUUGAGAAUGAAGUGGAUAUGAAUUCAGGAGGGUCUUGUUCCAACAACUGUGGGUACUACCAGCACACCAAGAAUGAAGGGUGCUACAUGCCUCAAUCCCAGUACUGUGGUCAGCAUCGUCGCUGCAGGGGCACCAUACAUGACUGUCAAUUUUAUGAUGCAGAUGCUUGGGCAUGUUUGUCUAGAAAUCCUUACCGUCGGUAUGACUAUGUCAGAUAUGAGAAUCGUCAUUUACUGGGACCUACUCAACAGUGUGAAGGAAGUGAAAUGAAAAUUGAUUCAUGGUGGAGAUUUUUUUUCCACUGUUCCUAUUGCCUUUGUCUUUGUGAUGAUGGUGAAUCUCCCACAACUGACCGCUACAUCAGCCUGGUUCCUGCCCUCAGUGACACACGCAACAACAAGGUAGUGACAGGAAUUCAGUUUAUCAAGCAGAGAAGAGUGAUUCAUCUUCAGGUACGUCAAGGUCAAGCUCUUCCCCAAGGGCAGGUCAACAGUUCAACAGUAGAGUGGGUUGAUGUGGAGCCUAUCAGCAUUAUCAGCACUGCUUAUAUAGAGGGAAUACAUUACAAGAAAUUAUCAUUUGAGAAUCGUAGCAUUGACUUAGACCGCCUGGUGUCAGUUGGGGAUCAUGUUGUUACUGGAGUCCGUUUCCGGAUGCUUGGCUCUCAUAUCAAUCUUGAGGUACAAAUUACUCCUGUGAACUACACAACAGGUCAACUGCAGCCUUACAAGAGCUACUGGAUCAGUAAUGACAAUACACCGGCAAUGGCUAGAAACCCAAGGAGAGAAUUGAAGAUAAACUCUCCUGAUGACCCAACUAAAUUCCCAGGGCUUUCUAAGGUGGAUUCAGUGUCAGACACUUUUGUACGUUUUGGACCCACAGACAGGGGGAAGGAUGUUGCUCAGCUGACUGUGCCUUUCUUUGAUGCACAGACUGUGUCCCCUUCUCCCAGCUCUUGGUGGUCUGGUUUGGAGCUGUUUCACAAAGGUCAGCCUGGUUCUGGAGGCUUUUUGGGACUCAAGAUCAUUAGCUUUAACAUGACACCCCACAUGGAAGUUAAAGAUAAUAGGUCCAAAACCUUAGACCUGCCUGUUAUACCUGCUGAGUAGUCACUUGUUUUCUCUUUGUCUCAGCAGCUGCAGUGUAAAUGAGAAUUUCUAAGUACCGUAUCAUAGGGCACUAUGCUUUCUAAAGGAAAUUAGAGUUACAACUCAUUAACUGCUUUAUGUUGUAUGCAUGAAACCAACAGGAGUGGAUGAAUUGUUAAGUGUUAUUAACAGUGUACUUGUCUUGGUAUGUAUACAGUACAGUACAGUAUAUAUGAAGUGGCUUGGGUAUCUUGCAAGAAGAAAAAGAAGCAGUUGAUUAAGGAAAUCCACCACUGGUUUUUACAAGAAAUGAAAUUAGGAAGUUGUACAGUACAGUACGGUACUCAGUAGACAGUAGAGAUGGAAUAUUUAAUAUUAUUAAAUCAUAAUGAAGAGUUCAUCCAGCAAAGGACUGUUACAGGCUAAUGAUAAAGAUAUACUGUACAGUAUAGACCUGCAGUAUGGAGUACUGUACAGUACAUACAGUAUGUAAAUAUGAUAAGCAUACCAUUUUUUUUUCUUUAAAUGAUGUCAUAAUUUUGUGUGUUCUCAUAUAUACUAUUAGCUUUAAUUUUGCUGUGUAUGUAUAAGCAGUUUGUUGUUACUGUACAGGGGGUCUCCGUUAUAAGUGUAUUAUUCGUGGAUUCACAGUUACAAGGCUAAAUUAUUUAGAAUUACUGCAUAUGUAAAAAUUCCCCGAAUUUACCUAGGAUUCCAUGGAUGAAAUCCGUCAGUCGGGAGCAUAAGCGUUUAAAAUUCCCACUCGCUUCCCAUUCUCUCAAAGUUCAUUGGAGAGGAUGAAACAUCAUGGCAUUUAGACAUCAGCCAUACAUGUCUCUUGAGUCAGCUUGGUGACUGCCUGGAUGAACUGUGUCGCAUGUAUACUUUUACUUACUUUUUACUUUUAUCCUCUCCACCACUGAUUGGCUCUUUUGCUGCUUGGGCGAUUGGUCACGUCUCUGUUAUGCACUGUUGGCAAGUACUGGACAUGCAUUGGCUCCUGAAUGUAUCUGAACCUGCUCCAGUGCUGGUCACGUCUAGUCUUGCAACAGCUCACACUCGGUGCCAUCACAACACUUUCUGGCAGGUUGUUCCAUGUGUUCACAAUUCUCAUUCCUAAAAAGUUAGCCUUCACUGAGAUUUGCAAGUCUAGCAAACGAUGCUACAAUUGUGUAAUUAAAUAUUUAACAAAUAUUUCUAGGGUAUCUAAAUGUUAAAAGAUAUCAAAUAAAACUUUUUGAGCAUCAUUUACAGUGUAAUGGUCCUGAUUGGACUCUUAUGGGAAUUAAUUCCCCUUUAUAAGUGGUUUCACUAUCAGUGUUUUUUCUGGUCACUAUUAACCAUGGGUGAUGAGGACCCCCUGUACCUGGAUAGCUGAUAAUACACGGUGUUAUGAUGUGUACUUAUUCCAUAGUUAUAAUAAGAUGUGAUCUAAAUCCUCCGUAAUUUUUAUGAGGUGAAUAAUAUGUUAUACAGGUAUUACCAUUUAAUUUUCUUAUACUGUACAGUACUAAUGUACACUACUGUACUAACUGUUUGUCCUGUUGGUACGCCUGUAAGGUGUGAGAGCUACUUAUGCAAAUAAUGGUGAAAAAAUAUUUCUUAUGAGUUUUUUUUUUUUAAAGCAAUCCUGAUUAUAUUAGUAUGUUCAUCACAUUUCCUUUUGUUGAUAAAAAAUAUGGAGAUAAAAGUAUACUGUAUCAUAAUAGCAUUGGACUGUUAAUUUGGAUUCUUCAGGUAAGAAAUUAUUGGACACCUUCAAACACCACUUUCAUUUUAACUGGUUCUGUAUUGUAUCUUUUUGUUUUUCAUUUCUAUUUAAUGAUUUUACAGAAUGUAUCAAUUUUAUGUUACAUUUUUCCUGCUUUAUAUACCAGAUAAUAUUAGGAUUUGAAAGUUCCAACUUACUUAUUAAUACACGAAUAGAUUACAGUACUUUGUUAAAGUAGCUGAUUUUUAGUGAUCAUCUAAGCAUACGGUAUAUUGAAUAUCUCUAUUAAGUGCAAUUGUCAUGUGAUUAUGCUACAGUGAAAACUUAAAAAUGCUUUGGACUCUGUUACAUGAUCACCCUCUGACACCCUCUCUCUGGGACAAAAGAUAAAAGUGGUCAGGCUAAACUGUUGUCAGAAAUUUUGACAACAUGCACAACGUUUACUAAAAAAAUCAAUGCCAGUUUCCUUAAAACUCCCAGUUACUUAAAACCUUAUUCUCAUAAACAACUCUUACCAGUAUCUUUCAGGAUACAGCAUACAGGAAAUUUAGUGGGACAUACUGUACUGUAGACAAGGUCAUUUUUCAAUAUACUGUAAUGACCUUAUCAGAAAAUUAUCAGUGCUGCAUAUUCACAGGGAUAUAAUAUUGUUUCCUUCCUUUAUAAAUAAUUUGAAAGUCACUGCUUUGCUAAGCUACAUUUGAUAUUGCCAUAACCAUACUUCUUCCAUUAAUGCAUGACUGUAUCUGGGGAUAAUUCCUUUUCUGUCACAAUGUUUUUUUCCUGUGCCAUAUAAUUCCAUUUAAUCAAGGUAUUCUACUUCAAAUAUCUUUGGCAAUUGGCAAAGAAACACUUCUGUGAACAUAUUUGUCAAUGAAACUUAUUUGGUGUCAUCCUAUACUUUUGUUUGCUAAAAGAGUGGCAGUGAUGUCCGAAAAUGUUAUUUAGUGCUUCAUAAUGUCCUGCUGAGAAAACUUCAGUAAACUUUAUGCCAAUUACGAGUAAAAUGAAGCAAAAUUGACUUGGUGUGGUAUGAAUUUAGCUCCAACUUCUGAGAUGUUGACAUAAUUUGGUAUAUGUACUUACUUACUUUUACUUUACUUCAAAUUUAUUUUAUUUAUUUUAUUUUCUAUACUCCUGUACUUGCUUCAUAUAUUUUCUAAGUCAUUAUUCUUUUCUUUACUUCAAUUCUUAUUUCAUAUAUAUUAUUGUAUUUUCUGAAUUUCAUGUCCUUACUUUCUCUCAAUUAUUAGCCCAAACGGCUAACGAGCCGAUGAGUGGUGAAGAGGAAAUAAGUAAACGGAAGACAUUUCUAUCAGUUGCUAGGUUCACUAAUGGGAUUAUGCCAUAUGGCUACAGUGUUUGACCCCUAUCCUUAGGUUUAUUUCCUGGGGCACCCCCAGUUCACUCAGAUGUGCAAAGGAUACUUUAGUACUUCACAGCUGUGGAAGUGAAGGCAGUUUAAUGCAGUGCUAGACACACUUGCCUUCUUGUCUUCUAAAGACUUUGUAUUUUCACUAUCCUAAUAUACCAUCAGGUGUAUGGGACCUGGACCCACUCACAUUGUCCAGAAGAGUUUUUUAACUUGAGGCAAGCUAAUAAAUAGAAAAUUCCACAUAUAAUUGUUUUAAUUUUGCUGUAAUGUACAGUAUUAAUUUUAACUUCAUUUAGUUUACAAAUAAUUAUUAAUGAAAAGACCAUAAAUCAAUUUGUUCUGCAUGUGAGACUGGACCUAACAGUUGAGCUAAGAUAAACAAGUGGCAUUUUUUUUAAUACAGUGUACUGUACUGUACUUCUCAACAAAUGAAAUGACAUUUUCCAGAGUGAGUAACUACCCAGCAAACCACAGCCAUGGUAGUACAGUAUUGACUAAUUAUGAGGGUACUAUUGUGAGUAACUCCCAUUGGUUUUACUCAUUAGUAAUAAUGUAUAGAACUUGCAUUAAAUGGCCAUCCCUAACUUUUUGUAUACAGUAUACAAUAUUGUAUACUGUAGUAUUUGGUCCAGGAAAACACAGACUACGUUUACCAGUUUAUUGGUGUGGCUAGGAGAACUGUGCUCUAGCACGGAGCGAGAGUGAGUGGCCGUUCCAAGGCCGCCCACGAGUACAGUAUAUACUAAAUACCGGCUGACUGAACGAAGAUGUCUCGGCUUAAAUCUCGAACCAAGUUUAACCACAUCAGCCAGCCGCCUCAACAACAGUUACAUGAGCAGAAUGGCUAGUUACAACAAUUUAGGCAUCUGUUAACUAUAUUACACUGCAUUAUAUUACAUAAUUACAUUAUAUUAUAUUAUUCUUCAUUCGCUAAAAUACUAUACAAUACAGUACUGUAUAUCAUCACUCAGGGGAUGGAUGCUGAUGUGUAUGGCAGAAUCACUUCCAAGAAUAUGACACAUAUCACACUUAUUUUUUGAGUUAGUAAGAGGAACAUUCCUCUCCAGAAUUAAGGUGAGAAUUAUAGGAUAUCUUUAACAAUAAUCAUAUGUUGUGAUGAUGUAUUUUUCAUUCAUUAAGUUACAUUUAGUUGAUAACAAUAAAAUUACUUAUAGCA